Paramisgurnus dabryanus is the source of this 718-nucleotide messenger RNA. RefSeq names its product nuclear protein 1b (gene nupr1b). Gene Ontology annotation, cellular component: nucleus. The record is from RefSeq and is a predicted model, not a curated record. Gene Ontology annotation, biological process: negative regulation of cell cycle; regulation of transcription by RNA polymerase II; negative regulation of cell population proliferation. Lineage: Eukaryota; Metazoa; Chordata; Actinopteri; Cypriniformes; Cobitidae.
CAUCGCUUAGUCAAAAAACAGAGAAGCAGAGCUACCGCUGAGCAUCUCGUCUACUUUCUGAUAGCUUUUUUUUAAAUUACAGACUUGUUAAGGGGUUCUCUUUGUGGUGUUACUCUUAAAAGUUUUAUUCUUGUUUUUUGUUGUUGUUGGCUGUUCACUGUAAAAAUGAGUAACCACGUUGACGUGAAAAACAUUGAACCUACCACCUUCGAGGACCGCUACUUUGAUGAAUACGAAUAUUACAACUUAACAGACCGUUACACCGAGGGCGCCAGUCGCAAAGGCAGAACUAAGAAGGACGCGAGCUUGAACACAAACAAACACAACCCCGGGGGUCACGAAAGAAAAAUCGUGGAAAAACUCCAGAAUGCUGAAAAGAAAGCCAAACAGUGAUCCGAAAGAUUUAAUGGACGGCUAUAACUGGCAACCGACCACAGGUCUCUGUGCAAGAAAUGGGCAGCAGGCGUCGGCAAUGACUGGUUCCUGAACCUCAUGCUCGGGGAUCGGAUGAAAUGAGUGGGCUGAGGUUGAGCAAAGCUAUGGGUCAGACGUACCACUCUCGUGAAUUGGGUGGGCCCUAAAUGCGCACCUGUUUAGAUGAACUAAUGUGCAUGGGAAGGUGAUGGUUAAUUGUAUUUUAAUGUUUACACCUUGGCAUGUGUUUUAAGGGUACAAUUGUCUUAAGUUUUUUUUAAUAAAAAGACUUUUCAUAAAUUUU